CUCAUCCAGUACAUGGUAUUCAACUGCAGAGACUUACUCGCUUGCCAACGCUCCAGCUAGAAUCCCCAUUCAUGUUCCUGAAUUUGAACAGGUAUGCGACCGUCGAAAUCCUUCAACUAUUUAGGUUUCGAUCAUAGGGCGGCUGUAGAUACUCCUCAAAAAGCCUUGCUCGGACUCGGACUCGAAGUGCCCUUAGCAUCACUUCAGUUCACGAAAUCAUUAUCCUCUUCGCUAUGGCAGACUCCACAGCUCCUGUCUUCCAUGUAGAGCUAGUGUUUGGUCCAAUGCUCAUCGGAGUCUACUUCAACAUGAUUUUGUUUGGUGUCCUGCUCAAUCAAAUGCAUUUUUACUUUCAAAACUACAAGGCCGAUGCGCUCUGGAUUAAAUUCUUGGUGGCAUACCUACUCGUAGUGGAAACCGCAAACACAGUGUUCGAUAUGGUCAUAAUGUACCAGCCAUUAAUUACAGAAUAUGGGACCGAGAAAGCUGUGGCAAACUUCCCUACUCUUUUCAUGACAGAGCCCAUUGUCGUUGUGCUUGUAUCGAUGCCCAUCCAAUGUUUCUUCGCGUGGCGGAUCUCCAAGAUCACCAAGUCGUAUAUAAUACCAGGAUUUAUUGUAGUUUUGGCGUUAACAUCUGCUACUGGGGGCUUCAUAACUGGAAUCAAAGUCGCGAUUCUCAAACUCUUUAUCAAGAAGCCUGAGCUGCACUGGUCGGCUCUUUUAUGGUUCCUUCCGUCCUGUGUGGCAGAUAUUAUCAUUACAAUCACCUUGGUUCGAAGUCUGUCCAAACGCAAGACUGGCUUUGGCGCAACCAAUACUAUGAUAGACAAGCUCAUCAGAAUGACCGUUCAAACGGGGAUGAUAACUGCGAUAUGUGCUAUAGGUGAUGUUGCUUGCUUCAUGGCUUUACCUCACACUGCCAUCAACUUCACUUGGGAUCUCGCUUUGGCGAAACUCUACACUAAUUGCUUGAUGUCCACUUUGAACGCUCGCUCAGCACUUGUUAACAGAAACCAGACCUCCACCUCUGGUAUGUUCAUCAAUGUGGUUGAUUCCGCUAGUCAAAAAGAUAACAGAAGACAGACUUCCAGCAGUACUAUUGUGAAGUUCGCCAACAAUCUACAUAGUCUUGAGAGUGGCACCAGCGACGUAUACGAGCUUGAAAGCGCCAAGACAGUCGAGGCAGCCCAUGAUCAAGACUCUUCCUAUCACGAAAAUCAUCCUGAGUUGGAAAUUACUGUUAACAAGUUUGUUGAAAGAACUGAGGAUAAUAUCGAAUCAGGAAAUGUGUCGGCUCAGUAACUCUAUUUGACUGUUGGAUGUUGAACUGUAAAAGGUACUUCGGGCAACAUCAUCAUUACUUCUGACACUUUCGUGCCUGCCACUCUCGAAGUAACAUAUUUAUUUGAAGUGAUUCUGGCCAGAGUCACCCACCUCCCAUUUCCGGUUCUCUUUUUUCCGGAUUUCUUCCUUCUCAGGAGUUCCCAGGUCUUGAAACAGACGCCGAGAACUUGAACAUCGCUUUGGUCAAAGAGAUUUCGCAGCAAUUUUAUUGAUAAUACCAGGGGCUCUCAUCGAGAUGCAUACUAUCGCUUAUAAUUUGAGGUACAAUGA
Molecule: messenger RNA, 1616 nt
Organism: Lentinula edodes (shiitake mushroom)
Lineage: Eukaryota; Fungi; Basidiomycota; Agaricomycetes; Agaricales; Omphalotaceae
Exons: 20
Coding region: 234-1304 (356 amino acids)
Source: RefSeq, a predicted model, not a curated record